Punica granatum (pomegranate) is the source of this 1704-nucleotide messenger RNA. Lineage: Eukaryota; Viridiplantae; Streptophyta; Magnoliopsida; Myrtales; Lythraceae. The record is from RefSeq and is a predicted model, not a curated record.
AUGCAGCCAAUGUUCACCCGAACCCUUUUGACUUCAUCCUCGAAUGCCCUCUCGUGGAGGUCCCAAAUCAAACAGAGCCAACUAGUCUCGCAGAUCUCCUCCCUCCUCUUGCAGAGGCACAACUGGGCUCCACUGCUCGAAACCCUCGGCCUCACUCCCCAGCUGCUCACCCCCUCCGUGUUCCACCAAAUCUUGAAGAACACCCAGAACGAUCCCCAGCUGUCCCUGAAUUUCCUCAACUGGGCAAGAACAAGACUGGGGUUCGAGCCUGACCUGAGGUCCCACUGCCGGGUUGCCGUGGUCUUGCUGAAAGGUUCGCAGCCUGCAAAGCCCAUUUUGGAUUCUCUAGUAAAAACUCACCCCGUGCCUUCAAUUGUGAGCUCAAUGAUUAGGGAGUGUGGAAUAUGUGGCUUUGACUUUGAAUGCUCUGCUGCUGCUUUGAGCUCUGUUCUUCAGAGCUAUGCUUACAAUGAGUUGUACAGAGAAGGCGUGGAGGCGUUCGGGUUGAUGGGAGUUCACGGGCUUGUGCCUUCUCUUUGUGCCUGUAAUUCUUUGCUUGAUGCAUUACUGAGAAAGAACGAGGUGAAGUUGGCUUGGUGUCUUUAUGGGGCCAUGAUUAGGGUUGGGGUCUCGCAAGAUCGGUCGACAUGGAGUUUAGUUGCUCAGAUUUUGAGUAAAGAUGGAAAAUUUGAGAGAAUAAAGGUAUUGUUAGGUGCAGGUUUUGAUAGUUCUAUGAUGUAUAAUCUCGUUAUAGAUUGGUACAGCAAAAGAGGGGAUUUUGGGGCUGCGCUGAAUCUUCUGAGUCAGAUGACCGAUCGAAGAACCAAGGCUGGAUUUAUUACUUAUAGCUCGAUUCUUGAUGGAGCUUGUAAAUAUAAAGACAUCAUGAUAAUAGAGGAUAUUUUGAAGAUGAUGGAAGAGAAAGAAUUGGUUCCUGUGGGGUAUGAUUCAGUCAUUCAGAAGCUCUGUGACUCGGGCAAGUCAUAUGCAGCAGAGUUGUUUUUGGAAAGAGCACGAAAAGAAGAGGUUGAACUGGAAAAUGCUACUUAUGGUUGUAUAUUGAGGGCAUUAUCCAAGGAAGGUAGAACGAAUGAGGCUACUGAUGUCUAUAGAAUGAUUGUAGGAAGAGGUGUAAAAGUGAAGGAUAGUUGUUAUCAGGCCUUUUCAGAUGCUCUUUGUCGGGCAGAUGUUUCGAAAGAGAUAAGUGGGUCAAUAGUCGAGGUAAUCCUGAGAGGUUUUAGUCCGAAUGCAAUUGAUUUGUCCAGAUAUUUAGCAUUGAUAUGUAAAAGAAGGAGGUGGAAGGAAGCAGAGGACGUUCUGAAUGUGGUAUUUGAAAAGGGUAUGCCAUUAGAUUUCCAAUGUUGUAGCUUGUUGGCUAUGCACUAUUGCUCCACUAGACAAAUCCAUAAAGCAAUUGGGUUGCACGAUAGGAUAGAUAAAUUAGAGGGGAAUUUGGAUGUAACUGCCUACCAUGCUCUUCUUAAAGAGCUGCUGAAAGGAAGGAGCACUGAAGAUGCAGACAGAAUUUUUGAUCUCAUGAAAAGACGGGAUUUAGUGGAUACCGCGAGUUUUGUGGUAAUGAUUAAUGGGCUGUGUCAGCUGAAGGAACUGAGAAGAGCAAUGAAGUAUCAUGAUGAGAUGCUGCAGCUGAGCCUUAAGCCAGAUCAGAAAACUUAUAAACGUUUGAUAGCUGGAUUUGGUUGA